AUGAACACUGCCUCCACACUCCGCCUGCUUCGGCACACCUCCAGUCGCCUGGCUGCUCGCCCGGCGGCGGGGGUGACCAACACUCCACUGGUCAAAACCAGCGCUCGCCUUCUGAACACCACCUCCUCCCAGAGGAUCACCCACAGCCCGCGAAGAAAGAACGACUCAGACCCCUAUCAUAAAGUCAGUACAGAUGCAACCGGCACUUCUGCUGGCCCGCACGAAGGCUCAGCUUCCCGGACCGAUCGAGAUAUUAUCGUCGAGUAUCCAGAUGAUGAGUCCGAAUUAGCUGCCCACCAACCGCCCCUGAGAGGCAGAGGUGGCGUGCACUUUGUUCGCACCUUGCCGACCUUCUCGCUCGAGGGCCGUACUGCCGUCGUCACCGGUGGCGCCCGCGGCCUUGGUCUUGUCAUGGGCCAGGCUUUGGUCAGUUCCGGCGCAGACCUAGCUAUCGUCGAUUUGAACAAGGAGGAAGGUGAAAAACAAGCCAAGGAGCUCGUGGAGAUGUUCCGCCGGGAGAACCCAGACGACCCUGAAGUCGUCCCCAAAAUCACCGCCCACUAUUGUGACGUGUCCGAUCCUGAGAGCGUGACCGAAUGCAUUGGCGAAAUCGUCGACAAACACGGCAAGAUUGACCACUUGGUCACCUCGGCCGGUUUCACCGAGAACUUCGCUGCAGAGAUAUAUCCGUAUGAUCGUAUGAAAAAGUUGUGGGGUGUCAACGUUGAUGGAACCUAUCUGUUUGCAACAGGCGUUGCAAGGCACUUGAUGGACCGGAACAUAACUCACGGCAGCAUCGUCUUCAUUGGCAGCAUGUCCGGCGCCAUUGUCAAUGUGCCGCAACCCCAAGCGCCCUACAAUGCGGCCAAGGCAGCAAUCCGCCAUCUGGCUGCCAGCUUGGCGGUGGAAUGGGCCCAUGCGCACAUCCGAGUCAACUGCAUCAGUCCAGGUUAUAUGUUGACAGCAUUAACCCGUAAAAUCCUCGAUGACAAGCCGGAGCUCAACAAGACCUGGACAUCCCUCAUCCCUGUGGGAAAGAUGGGAUCCCCCGAGGACUUGCAGGGCGCCGUGGUCUACCUGCUCAGCGACGCGAGUCGAUACGUGACGGGAGCCGAUUUGCGUGUUGAUGGAGGGUAA
Capronia epimyces CBS 606.96 is the source of this 1137-nucleotide messenger RNA. RefSeq names its product gluconate 5-dehydrogenase. Gene Ontology annotation, cellular component: intracellular anatomical structure. Bases 1 to 1137 code for a protein of 378 amino acids. The transcript is spliced from 3 exons. Gene Ontology annotation, molecular function: oxidoreductase activity, acting on NAD(P)H, oxygen as acceptor. The record is from RefSeq and is a predicted model, not a curated record. Lineage: Eukaryota; Fungi; Ascomycota; Eurotiomycetes; Chaetothyriales; Herpotrichiellaceae.